This is a messenger RNA of Tachysurus vachellii, 6377 nucleotides long. RefSeq names its product NACHT, LRR and PYD domains-containing protein 3-like. The record is from RefSeq and is a predicted model, not a curated record. NCBI's taxonomy places the organism in Eukaryota, Metazoa, Chordata, Actinopteri, Siluriformes, Bagridae. The coding region runs from base 238 to 4500 and encodes 1420 amino acids. Gene Ontology annotation, molecular function: zinc ion binding; protein binding. The transcript has 15 exons.
CCCCCCCUUUCUCUCUGUGCUUUUUAAGAACGAAAGUAAAAGUCUUUCGGAUAAACAGAGAGCACGAAGAUUUUAAUCGCCACGUCAGAAGAUUAACAUCUACAAAAAUCAGACCCUGGAGCUCAAACACACACCUAAAGUUGUCCUGGCCACAUAAAGAGCAUUGUGUACACACAAUACACACAAUACACACAAUACACACUACAGGACAGCUUCACAAAAAGCUCAGAGUCAGUCAUGAAAAGGCAAGUCUCGAGCCAGACGGCAGAGCAAGAUGGAGUUACAAAGCAGCCCAAAAGAACGUCAGCAGGAUCAGCAGCAGAAAGGCCGAGUUCUCCUGCUCACAGCUGUGUGUCCAUGAAGAGCGACGCGUCCAUGGAUUUUCUUCACGCAUUCGGUCGAGGGAAAAAGAUCACUGGAAAAAGUAAUGAUGAAGAAAGACCAAACUUAGCUUCUCCUAGUAAACUCUCAGUGGUGAGUGACGAGUCAGAACUCAUCCAGAACGAUGAGGAAACUUUUCUCCGUCUGCACCCAUCAGCCUCAGCACCGGUUAGGUCCAAGCCACACGUGCCACAAGUCUGCUGGCGGCACAACAAGCCUCUGGAAAUCUACUGCAACACAGAUCAGAUGCUGAUCUGUAAACAGUGCGCAACUGUGGAACAUGGAGGACACAACAAGAGCUACACACGGACAGCUAAGGCCCUGCUGGAGCUGGACACAUUGACGUUACUUGAGCAAACGCUGAACAAUUUAGAGACAAAAAAGUUCAUGUGGUAUCUGUGCCAAAAUUACCCAGAAUGCUUUGAGACUGCUCAGGUGACUUCUGAUAUCCAGGAAGCAUCUAAACUCAUUCUGGAGAGAUUUGGCUCAGAUGCAGCUCCAAAGAUUGCUCUCAAGGUCAUGCUGGAGUUAGGUAAAAGUCAUAAGACCAUUCAAGAUCAUCUCAAAUCUAAACUUCAGGAUCAUCUUAGAACCAGAUUCCGGCACAUACGUGAAGGGAACGCUCAGCAGGGGAACCAGAUUCUCCUAAACGAUAUCUUCACAGAGCUUUUCAUUACAGAAGGAGGGGAUGGAGCGAUCAAUAAAGAGCAUGAGAUCAGACAGAUCGAGGAUGCGAGCAAGAACAAGGGAGCUGAAGAGAUUGUGAUAAAAUGCAACGACAUCUUCCAACCUUUACCCGGGCAGAACAAGCGCGUCCGGACCGUGCUUACCAAGGGUAUCGCUGGGAUUGGGAAAACCGUCUCUGUUCACAAAUUCAUCCUGGACUGGGCAGAAGGAAAAGCCAAUCAGGAUAUCCAUUACAUCUUCCCGCUUCCUUUCCGUGACCUGAAUUUGAAGGGAAAUAAAGAAUAUAGCGUGAUGGAGCUCCUUUAUCAGUACUUUCCAGAACUUAGAGAACUUAGCACUAUAAGGAGCGAGGAAGUAAAAACCUUGUUCAUCUUCGACGGCCUGGACGAGUGCCGACUUCCGCUGAAUUUCAGGAACAAUGAAAUGUGCUGUGACUUGACACAAAAAAUCUCCGUGGAUGUCCUGCUCACAAACCUCAUUCGGGGAAAUAUACUUCCAUCCGCUCUUCUCUGGAUAACCUCACGUCCAGCGGCGGCCGAUAUGAUCCCUCCUGAGUAUGUCGACCAGGUAACCGAGGUCCGUGGGUUUAAAGACUCUGAGAAAGAGGAUUACUUCCUAAAGAGGUUCGAUGAUCGAGGUCUUGCUGAGAAAAUUAUUCAACACAUAAAGUCUUCGAGGAGCCUCCACAUUAUGUGCCAUAUCCCCGUCUUCUGCUGGAUAUCUGCGACGGUUCUGGAGAAGAUGUUGGGUGAGACGGACACAGAAGUACCUAAAACUCUGACCCAGAUGUACAACCACUUUCUUCUCAUUCAGACACAUCUGAAAAACAAGAAAUACCACGGAGUGAAUCAGGCCCACAUGGAGCUGCUGGAAUCUGACAAAGAGAUGAUCUUCAAACUGGCCAAGCUAGCGUUUCUGCAGUUAGACAAAGGAAAUCUGAUUUUCUACGAAAACGAUUUAACUGAAUGCGACAUUGAUGUUAGCAAAGCGACUGAAUACUCUACAAUCUGCACAGAAAUUUUCAAAGAAGAGUUCGUAUUGUACCGAGAGAAGGUCUUCUGUUUUGUACAUCUGAGCAUUCAGGAGCAUUUAGCUGCUGUUUACGCGCAACAUACAUUUAUGGUCAACCGUGUAAACAUCCUUCAAGAGAGCAACAAGAAUCAGAGCAAUGCGGUGAAGAUGUCAGAUUUGCACAAGAGCGCUGUGGAUAAAGCGCUGAAAAGUGAGAACGGACGCUUUGACCUUUUCCUGCGCUUUCUCCUUGGUCUCUCACUCGACUCCAAUCAGACUCUUUUGAAAGGUCUGCUGCCCAAAGCCUGUGUGGAGAGUUUGGAGGAAACUGUGGACUACGUCAAGGAGAAGAUAAGAAAGGAGUCGUCGGCUGAAAGGACUAUUAACCUGUUCCACUGUCUGAACGAACUGAAUUACAACUCGCUGGUGGAAGAAAUCCGUACUUUUCUGAGAUCUGGCAAGCAGUCGGAGGCGGAGCUUAAACCAGACCAGUGCUCAGCCUUGGCCUAUGUGCUGUUAACGUCAGAGGACGUGAUAAAUGAAUUUGACCUAAAGAUGUGUAACACAUCUCCUGAGGGAUAUCGAAGAUUGUUACCAGUUGUCAAGACCUCGAGAAAAGCCAGUCUUGCGGGUGUCAACCUCACCGACGAAUCCUGUGAAAUCCUGGCUUCGGUUCUCCAGUCCGCCAACUCACACCUGGUAGAACUGGACCUGAGUUUUAACAGUUUGGGAGAUUUAGGAGUGAAACUUCUCUGCAUUGGUCUCUCAAAUCAGCACAGCAGGCUGGAGAAACUGACUCUCAGUCACAACCAGCUGGAACAUAUCGGAGUGAAGCUGCUGUGCGACUGUCUGAUGAGUCCACACUGUAAACUGCAGACACUCGGAUUGGCUGGCACAAACUUCUCCGAACAAUCUUGUGAAUUAAUGGCUGCAGUUUUCCAAUCUGCGAAUUCCCACCUGAAAGAGCUCGACCUCGGCUGCAACACAGACAUAAAAGACUCUGGAGUGAAGCUUCUCUGCACCGGACUCAUGAGUAUACACUGUAAAAUUGAGAAACUCAGCUUGGACAGAUGUGACCUGAGCCAUGACUCAUGUGAAGCCUUAAAAACUGCUCUCCAGUCACCACACUCAUGCUUGAGGAAGCUGGAUCUCGGCUACAACAAGCUCGGAGACUCCGGUGUGCAACAGCUUUGCGAUGGACUAACACAUCUAAACUGUAAGCUGGACUUACUGGAUCUGAGCUACAACAACCUCGGCCAUUCUGGAGUGAAGCUUCUCUCUACCGGACUGAUGAAUCCAGAGUGUAAACUCAAGAGCUUAAGACUUGCUGACGUCGGCAUUCCAGAGGAGACGUGUGAAACGCUGGCCUUGGCGCUACAGUCGGAAAACACACACCUCAGAGAACUCGAUCUCAGCAACAACUACAUUGGAGAUUCAGGAGUAGAGCUGCUCUGUACUGGAUUAAUCAGCCCAAACUGCUUCCUCGAGAAACUCAGUCUGCGAUGGUGUAAUCUGACCGAGGCGUCCUGUUCAAACCUGGCCUCUGUUCUGAGUUCACACACUCGUCUGACGGAGCUGGAGCUCAGAGACAAUGACGUGAAAGACCCAGGGCUGAAGCUGCUUUGCACUGGUCUUCAGGAUCCAGGAUGCUCACUGCAGAAACUGGGUCUUUCAGGGUGUUGCGUCACAGAAGACGGCUGCUCGGCUCUAGCUUUAGCUUUAAGCUCGGCUCACUCACAGCUCAGAGAGUUAGACCUCAGCUACAAUCAUCCAGGAGAGUCAGGAGUGAGACAGCUGUCUUCUGUUCGAGAUAAUCCACAGUGUAACCUGGAGAAACUGAGUGUGGAUCACUGUGGUGAGUGCAGGAUCAAACCAGGACUAAAGAAAUAUGCUUGUGAGAUCACCCUGGACCCAAACACUGCACACAGAACAAUGCCAUUAAGUGGUGACAAAAAGGUGACAAGGACUCGAGAUCAGCAGCCGUACCCGGACCAUCCGGACCGGUUUGAGUACUACGCCCAGGUUUUGUGCAGAGAGCCGCUGAGUGGUGCUCGCUUCUACUGGGAAACUGAGUGGACUGGCAAUAACAUAUACAAUGGGGUGACUUACAAAGGUAUUAACAGAAAAGGUCGCAGCAACGACUGCAAACUGGGUUAUAAUAAUAAAUCCUGGAUUCUGUUCUGUUCUAACAACUAUGGAUAUUAUGCUGGUUACAAUAACAAAGAGACAGUAGUGUCACCUCCACCGAAUCCCUCCAGAAGAUUGGGUAUUUAUUUAGACUGGCAGGCUGGUACACUGUCCUAUUUUAUCAUCUCAUCUGACAGGGUGUAUCACACAUACACGUUUCAUACAACAUUCACCGAGGCCCUGUAUCCAGGUUUCCGGGUCGAUGACACAUUGACGCUGUGUGAGCUAGAAUAAAAAACGGGCAUUCACUUUAAGGAGAUUACCGUAUGGAUGUCAGGAGUGUAUGAGAGGUUUGAAGGAAGUAAUAAUCUGUCGCUGUGUAUUGUUAUAUUAAGUUGUCCAUCACAAAUCAUUUUUUAAUUGAACUUAUUCAAUGUGAAUUUAGAUUUUUUUUGCCUUUUUUUAUACGUGUUACUGUAAAAUACAUCUUUCAAUUUGGAUUAGUAUUAAUUUUUUCAUUGUCAUUUAUUUACAUUCUUUUGUAGCACAGUUGCUUGAUAUAAGAGUUAGAACUGGUCACUUAGUCUCUGGACCAUUUUAGCAACGAUCACCAAACAAACAAAAGGAAAAAUGCAGAAAAUGUGAAAUGUAUUUGUAUUUAUAAUUAUUUCAUGUUUUUUUUUUUUUUAAACAAAAAUGUAAUUGUUUAUUGCAGCCCAAAAGUGUAUUUUGAUUUUUGACCCUUAUUUUAUAUUUUUUGAUUUUAUUUAUUAUUUAAAUGUGCAUUGUAGUUGUUAUUUAUACAUAUUUAUUUAGAUUUUUGCUUAUUUAUUCAUUCAUUUAUAUACUUUUCUUUUAUAAGGUAGAAAUUGAAUUCCUUGUGUAUGUGACUGAAGUGUUAAUUCUGUUCAUUCUUAGUAUAUUAUUAUUAUUAUUAUUGUUGUUGUUAUUUUUGUUAUUAUUGUUAUUAUUAACAAUAAUAACAAUAAUAACAACAACAAUAAUAACAAUAAUAAUAAUAAUGAAUGAUUUUGCCCUGAAUAAUUGUAGAUGUUUUUCUAAUUUUCAUCACAAACCGUUUUCAGUCCAUUUUAAUGACAAUAUUGUAGAUACUGAACACUGUUUUCUUCUAAACUGUGAGUCGACUCUCAAGCUUCAUUUUGAAAAAGAGCCGAUUUGCUAAAGAGCCGACUCACGUAGUUGAUUCCCAGAACCGAUUCGUAACGGUUGUAUUUUUACCUUAGAGAAAACGUCAAAAAAAAAAACCUGAGGUAAAAAGUUGCUAAAAUGGUUGUCAUUACUGUUGUUUUAUCUGUUACAUGUCUGUAUUAUCCGUGUAUUUAUAAUAUUAGGUAUUUAAAUCAAACUAAUAGAUAUUAAAUAAUAAAUAAUAUUAGCAUUUUAGCUAACUAGCAUAACCGCUACCUGGAGCUAAACGCCUGCACGUGCCACAGUUAAAAUCUUAGCAUCGUUAGCAUCAUGUGUGGAGGAUUAAACUUAUUAAAAUGUAAUUAAUGUAUUUUACUCCCUCGGUGUAGAUUAUCGUUAAAAACACUUGCAGAAGAAACACAGCUCUGUUAGUGGAGUCAGUUCUGUAGUAGAUCGCUAACUAGCCGAGUGCUACUUUAGCAUUUUAUGCUAAACCUUUAGCCUUGUGGGAGUUCACACUAACCUCACACUAAGCCUGAUUGUUAUCAUUUAUAUCUGAGAUUGAUAAAGAUUUUUUUCUGUAAACACUGUAAAUGUCCCAGUAAUAACAGCGUCCUCCUGUCAGAGCUACACAUAGCUGCUGUCUUCUUACAGAGAUCAUGACGUUUCAGCCCCAAGUUAGCACAUUAGCACCGGAUUCACUAAACACAUCACAGAUAAGAUUAUAUAAACAUAUUUGUUGUGUUUAUACAGGGUGGUGUUUUCUUUUCCUGAGCCCCACAGAUCAUGUGUGAGCUUCGGGUCAACAGGUUCACUGCUACAGCUCUCAUCUCUGGUAUCUCAUAGCGCCAUCUUGUGGUUAAAGGACAUUCAUUUCACAAUGAGAGGUCAGAGAAGACUGGGAUUCAUUAUUAAAUAAACUGGAUAAAUUCAUCAAGUGUGAAUCCAGAUUAUGAAUUAUAUCAUGUUUGCUUUAUACAAGCUUUACCCAUCACAUGCAGCAAUAAAGCUGUUAAAACGUG